Molecule: messenger RNA, 829 nt
Organism: Pungitius pungitius (ninespine stickleback)
Lineage: Eukaryota; Metazoa; Chordata; Actinopteri; Perciformes; Gasterosteidae
Product: proteasome subunit beta type-7-like
Exons: 3
Coding region: 48-293 (81 amino acids)
Cellular component (GO): proteasome core complex
Source: RefSeq, a predicted model, not a curated record
CCUCAGGCGCAUCGAGACGCGCAGAAGAGCCGCAGUCCAGGAUCCAUAUGGCGCUAUCCAAUGUCCUCCAAGCUCCUGCAGCGGGGUUUAACUUCGACCACGCAGCCAGGAAUGCUGAGUUCGAGGCUCUGUUUGAUGGACAGGUACCUAAACCUGUGAAAACAGGCACCACCAUCGCGGGAGUGGUGUUCAAGGAUGGAGUGGUUCUGGGAGCAGACACAAGAGCCACAUCCAGUGAAGUAGUGGCUGACAAGAUGUGCACCAAGAUCCAUUACAUUGCUCCAAAUAUAUAGUAAGUCUUGUACACGCACACUGAAAGACAACCAGAGAUCCACCUUUAAAAUACUCUCACUGUCAUCAGGCUGAAACGUAUGUUCCUUCUUGUGGUCGUGGUUCCAUAAAGUGUCUCCUUUACUUGUGAUUUCCUACAUAUUCCACAAUGCCUUACAGAGCCCUCAGAUAAGCACUAAGGUUUUUGUGCUCGCAGUGCAUUCUGGGUUAUUGAGGCUACUGCAGAAGAUGGAAUAAGUCGCUGUGACUUUUGGGGUAUAAUGGAUUUCUAUGACUGUUGAAGUAAAACUGAAAAGAUGCUGAAGUUCCUCUUCUCUCUCUUUCCCAAUUCCCUGUAGCCUUUUUCAUAUUUUCCCUCAACUCUAGUGCAGGACACCGAUUAGGAUUAGUGCAGGAAAUAAGCUCUGUGGAAAAAAAGGGAUUAUGAUACAUUUUGUUCAGCAAGAUAAUUCUCACAAAGACCACUUUUAUGAUUUGUGACAUCGCACAGACUCAGCCUCACCCGGCUAACGUUAGCUAGCCAGCAGUCUCACACAGA